AUGGCGCCUUUAAAAAUCUCGAUACCGACAGCGCAGAAUCAGACACCUGAGAACGGAAAGGCCUACACAUCGUAUACCAUCAAGAUCGAACACCCCUUCCCCCGCGCCGCAACCAGCGUUCAGAAGCGCUACUCCGACUUCUCCUCUCUCGACUCAGCCUUGCGAUCAGAAGCCGGAUGCGCGCCUCCCGCCCCUCUCCCACCAAAAUCCUGGCUCGGCGGCUUCCUAGGGAUAGGCAACACGGCAAGCUCACCCGAAGCCAUCGAGAAGCGACGAGCAGGCCUGGAGGCCUAUCUGCGGGCCAUCGAGAGCAGCGAAGACGGACGCUGGCGCAUUUGCAAGGCCUACAAAUUCUUCCUCGACCUUGGCGGCGAACAAAACGGCAGCAACGGGAAGAAAACUACUGGCUUCCCUGGUUCACAGUUUGGAAAAGACAGGGUGAGGGAUUCGUCGGACUGGCUGGAUAAACACGCUGAACUCAAAUCCAACCUCCAAGACGCGCGGAGAUGGUUGACGAAACGCGAACAAGCGACCGCAGCAACCGCGCAGCACGAGGCAGCGGCGAACGCGAAGAAGAGCCUCGUCAGAGCUUCUACGCUGAUCUCCGCGCUGGACGAAGGACUGAGCCGGCUAGGUGGUGCCAACAAACAAGGCGGUUCGGACGACUGGUCCGGCGAGAAACUAGGCGACGGCGAGAUACGCCGAAGAAAGGACAUGAUCAGUGGUCUGCGCAAAGAACGCGAUGGUCUAGAUUCCGUGCUCAACAGCAUGGCUGUCAAGGCUGCGAUAUCGGAUUCGGGCGCCGCCUCGCACAAUGCGCCGUCGACGUCUUCGGCUGCUGUCACGGAGAGCCAGAAAGCGGGUCUGUUCAAAGGCGCGGCGUCGGCCAAACCGUCGUCGUCGUCCAGUCGCAGGGUGCUGGGUGCACCGGCGCAGGAAACGGAUAAAACGCGCGAAUUGGAUAAUGAAGGUGUUUUGCAGCUGCAGAAGCAGAUUAUUGCUGCGCAGGACGAGGAUCUGGUUGAUAUAGCGACGGUGGUGAGGAGGAUGAAGGAGAUGGGUGUCACGAUUAACAAGGAGCUUGUGGAGCAGAAUGCCAUGCUUGGGUUGUUCGAGGAGGAUGUCGAGAGGGUGGAUGGAAAGAUCAAGAUUGCUAAGAAGAGGAUGGAUAAGAUCCACUGA
Alternaria burnsii is the source of this 1182-nucleotide messenger RNA. RefSeq names its product snare complex subunit. The coding region runs from base 1 to 1182 and encodes 393 amino acids. Lineage: Eukaryota; Fungi; Ascomycota; Dothideomycetes; Pleosporales; Pleosporaceae. Gene Ontology annotation, molecular function: phosphatidylinositol binding. The record is from RefSeq and is a predicted model, not a curated record. The transcript has a single exon.